Molecule: messenger RNA, 1257 nt
Organism: Cicer arietinum (chickpea)
Lineage: Eukaryota; Viridiplantae; Streptophyta; Magnoliopsida; Fabales; Fabaceae
Product: vacuolar protein sorting-associated protein 32 homolog 1
Biological process (GO): vesicle budding from membrane; late endosome to vacuole transport via multivesicular body sorting pathway
Cellular component (GO): cytoplasmic side of plasma membrane; multivesicular body; ESCRT III complex
Source: RefSeq, a predicted model, not a curated record
AAUAAAGAAGAGAGUAAAAGAAAGCAAAGUUGCAGGUUCUUUCCUUCGUUUGUUCGAUCUUGGAAACAACACAUAUUACUCUACUCGACUCCUUACCCAACCUUCACAAAUCAGAUCCCAAUCUUUCAUUCCUUUUUCGAUUCAAACUCUGAUUGUAUUUUCAUUCACAAAUUGUUUGAAUCAAUCGAAAUAAUCAAAUAAUAAUAAUAAUUAUAAUAAUAAUAAUAAUGUUUAGCAGAGUAUUUGGCAAACCUAAACAGGAAACCAGCAACGCUGUUGCCACUUUAGACAAGUUAAACGAGACACUUGAAAUGCUAGAGAAAAAGGAGAAAGUGCUCCUUAAAAAAGCAGGUGCAGAAGUUGAAAAAGCCAAAGAAUUCACUAAAGGAAAGAACAAAAAGGCGGCAAUUCAGUGUUUGAAGAGGAAGAGGUUAUAUGAACAGCAAAUUGAGCAGCUUGGAAAUUUCCAGUUGCGUAUUCAUGACCAGAUGAUAAUGUUAGAAGGUGCUAAAGCCACAACGGAAACAGUAGAUGCGUUACGAACAGGAGCAGCUACUAUGAAGGCUAUGCAGAAAGCAACGAAUAUUGACGAUGUCGACAAGACCAUGGAUGAGAUAAAUGAACAAACUGAGAACAUGAAGCAGAUUCAAGAAGCAUUGUCAGCUCCAAUUGGUGCUGCUGCUGAUUUUGAUGAGGACGAACUGGAAGCAGAACUUGAGGAACUGGAGGGUGCCGAGUUGGAAGAACAGCUUCUUCAACCAGCAACUACAGCUCCUGCUGCCCCGGUGCAUGUCCCAGCUGGGCGGCAACCUACACGCCCUGUUCCUGCAAAGCCAACUCCCGAGGAAGAUGAAUUGGCAGCUUUGCAGGCCGAGAUGGCACUUUGAGCUGGUACCUUUUCAUGGCUGUGACACAACCGAUUUGUGAUGUUAUCUAUGUAUUAGUUUCUUUCAUUGGAACUAAUGUUGCAUUUGAUAUGUUAGAUGAUAUGUUUAUGUUCCAUUUUCAUGUUUUACCUAAGCCAGAAACAUUUUAGGUAGUUGUUCUAUUUGGUUUUGCCGCGGCUGGCUUAGCUCAAGCCAGAAUUUCGCUGGCUUUGUUAUCUAUGACGAUAAGUGUCUUCCACGACAUAUUGUAAUAUGUAACGACUGUGAUGUGGAGAAUUCUGCUUCUCUCCUUCUGGCUUAUAUGUGUGAAAUUAUUGAACAGAACAGAGGAUGUAUAUAAAAGGUGGAAUUUUUAUUUUAUUUUUUAUCA